UGCGAAAAUGUAGGUCUAUUUAAGACGUGUUUCAUAAAAAUCCACAUUGUUAGUUAGUGGGCUAUAUUAUGCCUAUUGAACAGUAGGCCUACCUUAUUGUAAAGCUGUCAUUUUACAGUUCACACCUCAAUGUAAACAAUGUCACAAACUGUCCAUCCGUUGAUUUGGUCAGACAAUUUCGGCACACUACUAUGAAGCUCAUUAGAAACGAAAUCACUGUUAUUCUCAAACGAUGGAUUUACCUACUGAUCGAUAUCUUGAGCGUCCUACGUAGUGGCGUCAUAUCACUCAACAGUGGUUCCGCCUCAGCCUAACAGAGGGGCCGGACAGGCCACGGAACAGGCGAACCUGAUAACAAACCACUCCCAUUCAAACCAUCCUUUCAUUUUUUUUUGGCAAGAGAGCGAACGUCAGUCGUGUUGACUAAAGAUCAUCGUCAGAAACGGGCCCGUUGACUCGGUCCUGUUCUAAUGCAGUGAACGGCGGACCAGCCACUGCGUUAUCGGCCAACAUUGAUUCGGAGUGGGACUACGGAGCGGAACCGGGGAUGGCAUCGCUCAGCCUGGGGCUGCAUCUCGCCCGCAAACGGGGAUCUUUCCGCAGCGGAGCGGUGGAGAGAAGGAAUCUUCUUACUGUAUGCAGGUUUUCUGUGAAGACCUUGCUCGACCGCUCUUGUUUCGAGACGAUAGAUGAUUCGUCUCCAGAAUUUAUCAAUUUUGUUUCCAUCCUGGAGCACAUUUUCAGUCACAGGCUCAAAGGCCAGGUGACAUGGUUUGGCUAUGAGAGCACCCGAACCUUCUGGGAUUAUGUUAAAGUGGCCUGCAAUAAGGUCCCACACAGUUGCAUACGUAGCAUUGAAAGCAUGGAGAAUGUGCAGUCGUCUCGGGCGAAGGGAAGGGCAUGGAUCAGGGUGGUUCUAAUGGAGAAAAGAUUUUCAGAGUACAUCUCCACUGCCCUGCGGGAGUUUAAAACAUCCAGGAGGUUCUAUGAGGAAGGAGCGAUCAUGCUUGGAGAGGAGGCUGGCCUGUUGGCUGACACCCUGAUUGGCCUCAACACCAUAGACUUCAGCUUCUGUCUGAAAGGAGAGGGGCUAGAUGGAGCGUACCCCUCUGUGAUCGACUACACGCCCUACCUGAAGUUCACCCUGAAUGCAGACAGUAUCAGUAGUGAUGAGGACGAGAUGAGGACUGUUGGGAGCAGUGGCAGUGAAAGCAGCACUCCUGACAAAAUGGCCACGGCAGCCGACAUCUUUACUGAGCAGAGCAGCCUGGUUACCAAAUGCAAACGCCUCGAACAAAAGUACCGCAUGGUGUUGGAACAAAAGAGUUACCUGGAAGACCUGGUCCGCCUGCGUGAAGUCCAACUGUCCAAGUCAAUAUCAAACAACUCGGCUCUAGAACAGCAGCUGGCAGACACACACUUAUCUCACAGCAUGGAGAAGGAACAGCUUGAAUACAUUAUACUCGAGCUACAGAACCAACUAUGCCAGCGCUGUUGCCUUGGAUACCCUGCUCUUCAGGAAAAGCACGGAGCCGUGGGAGGAAAAGAGCUUCCAGAGCCUGGAGCAGCUGUCUGUCAAUAUGAGUCUAUCCCAGACGUCUCUGGACCCUGCGCAGAGCCCCGGCGCGGAGACCAGGCCCGCCGGGGAGCACUGGCCACAUCACGCUAAGGAGGAGACGCCCUCUCUGCGAGGCCUGUGUGGCUCCUUGACCUCAGUAGCCAGCUAUAAGUCUCUGGCCAGCCUGAAAUCCAGCGAAUGUUUGGCCAGUCCUACCACAGAGACAAGCACCCCAGGCCUGACCCCCUCCUAGGAGAUGGACACGUGGAGAGCAGUCAGGCCUUCCUUCAUACAAUCUUCAAAAACAAUGGUUCCACUGAUCUGAGUGGUAUUAUUUGUGUUGGAAUCUGUGACAAGUAGGACUCAAGGGGUGUUAAACCAUGGUGACUGUAAAGGUGAUGGUGCGCAAGAAUCUGCCUUUGCAUGUAGAGUUUGUAAUAAAUAGUGUUGAGAUGAUCUCUAACCACAUGUUCUGUGUUGCAUUCAGCUGUAAGACACCUUGUGGGAGGCUUUAUUUGACGUGGUUAAUUGGUGUUGUCAUCUGUGGUUCAUCACAUUGUCUCCUCACGCCUAUCUUUUCUUAAAGAUAAACAUUGAAGUCAAUCCAAAGUUAGCACAGCAACUUUUUACUACCGACGACCUAUUUAAGAGAAAAAUAAUUUAACAAAAAAAGGUGUUGAGGUUGGGACAUAUUGCAAAAUUGUUCCCAUAUCAGAUGUUGCACUACAAAGUCCCCUCUGUUUGGCCACUUUUAAACUGUUCCUUUUAUCUGUGCUCGUUUGGAUUCGAUGUUGACUCAGCAUUUUUUCAGCCAUUUAACAAUUUAUCUGUCUAUUGAAGUAUUGAACUGUUUGGUUCUCAGGUAAAUAUCACAAGCCCUGAUACUCCGAGUUAUAAUUUGGGGAGGUGAUUGCACUGACUGUAUUAUCUUAAUUCAGAAAUUUACACAUUUUUGCUUUUAUAUACAACUUUCUUUAUUCUUAGUUGUUUUUUUUAACCCAAUUGUCCUGAAGGAGUAACUUAAUAAAUGAAGUGCCAUCACAUAUAAAGAUUUGUUAGGACAGGGUUUAUGACCAGUUGUGGACUUGGAGUGAACUUCUACCUUUUGCCUUUAGCUAAUCACAGCGGCCAUUUGCACCUAGAUUGAUUGAAUGUGCUUAGUUAUUUUUUCUGUCUGUUGAAAUAAAAUGUGAACCAAGUCGAUUGCUAUGA
Gadus macrocephalus (Pacific cod) is the source of this 2770-nucleotide messenger RNA. RefSeq names its product RUN domain containing 3b (gene rundc3b). The transcript has 11 exons. NCBI's taxonomy places the organism in Eukaryota, Metazoa, Chordata, Actinopteri, Gadiformes, Gadidae. The record is from RefSeq and is a predicted model, not a curated record. The coding region runs from base 548 to 1669 and encodes 373 amino acids.